AGUGAGUAUUGCAGUCAGUGCGCUGCUGCCUCCCAGCGUACAGCAGCUAGUAGAUUGGUCUGUCUUUAAAAUACAUCUGUUUUCCCCCUUUUUAAAAACUAGUGGGUAGUUAUUUCUGUUAAUAUUUAUAUUUUUUCGGAUGUUUAACAAGGACCACACGACUAAGCCCGAGAAGAACCGAGGAAGUGCGAGGCUUUAGAGUUUUUGGCAAUCCUUUUGGGCUGCCUUUACUCUGCUUUUAUUAUCGGCUGUUUUCCAAGAAGGGAUUUUUUUUUCGGCGACCCGAGGAAACAUGAGCUUUCUUUUUGGAAAUCGUUCAUCUAAAACAUUCAAGCCCAAGAAGAACAUCCCGGAGGGUUCUCAUCAGUAUGAGCUGCUGAAACAUGCAGAGGCUACUCUGGGGAGUGGAAACCUGCGCAUGGCAGUCAUGUUGCCUGAGGGUGAAGACUUAAAUGAGUGGGUCGCAGUCAACACUGUGGACUUCUUCAACCAGAUCAACAUGCUGUAUGGCACCAUCACAGAUUUUUGCACUGAGGAAAGCUGUCCAGUCAUGUCUGCUGGUCCUAAGUAUGAGUACCACUGGGCUGAUGGAACCAACAUCAAGAAGCCCAUCAAAUGCUCUGCUCCCAAGUAUAUUGAUUACCUCAUGACUUGGGUGCAAGACCAGCUCGACGAUGAGACGCUUUUCCCUUCAAAGAUCGGCGUGCCCUUUAAGCGUAAUUUUAUGUCUGUGGCGAAGACCAUUCUGAAGCGUCUGUUCAGGGUCUACGCCCACAUCUACCACCAGCACUUUGACUCCGUCAUGCAGCUGCAAGAGGAGGCCCACCUCAACACAUCAUUCAAACACUUCAUCUUUUUUGUUCAGGAGUUCAACCUCAUUGACAGGAAAGAGCUGGUCCCACUACAGGAGCUGAUUGAAAAACUGACAACCAAGGAUAGAUAAACAGCCCUGUAAUCCUUAUUUUAUUGCUCUUCUAGUUUUUGCACAGAUACCCACCCACCCCCACCCUGGCUAUAUGUAUGCAGUAUGUACUAUUUCCAUUUGGGGAAAUGUUUUUAAUAAGGCCAGGAAGAAGGAAGGGUGUUGUUAGGUUAAAGGCACCAGGACUAAUGCUAUCAGGGAUUAAGUUAAUUGAGCAAACCACAGAUUAACAUUAGCUGUAUGGGGGAAAAAAAAAAGAAAUUUCCCUUAUAUUCUAUCACGGCUUACUUUAAGAUAAGAUGGAUAUAUGUUUAUUAAUUUUCUACCUGACUGCACAGAUGUUUUGUUUUUGUCCCACUUGAAUUUAAGAUAACAUACUAUUAGGUUCCAGCUCCAUCAUAGAAGAGAGUAGCGAUUAAGCAGAGAUGCUGUAUCAUAGGGUGGUGUGAUAAAUAACUGAAUAUUAUUGGUUUAUUUUAACAUAGAAGGAUCUUGAUUUGAUUUGAUCUAGGUUUGCUACUGUCCACAUCUGUAAUAUCAUAACAUCAGUCACAAAAGAAUCCUAAGUGCCUAGCAUGGCUCAUAAUUGCCCUAGUAUAUCAAAGGCCAUAUAACACUGAUGUGAUUGAUUCAUUCAAUUUUCCUCACCACGUCCCUUUUAAGUUUGUGCUUCUUACACCCCCACCCCUAUUUUUUUUUCCUAUGUGUCCUGUAACUUGGCUCAGAAUUAUUUCUUUAUUUCUUCUGCUCCUCGUCGACUUUAUUUAGUUAUAAAGUCUUUUGGCCAAGUUUUAUAAUGUGCAGGCUAUGAUACAUGAAUGUGUUGUGAAGGACAUAGAAGUGAAGCUAGAAUGAUGUUAUGCUGUAGCAGGGACUAAGAAAUGACGAAUCUUGUAGCAUGGUCUAGUAACAUGUCCCUGUGUACUAGUUUUUCCCCUUCAAAAACUAGUAACAGAAAUAGUAAC
This is a messenger RNA of Maylandia zebra (zebra mbuna), 1887 nucleotides long. RefSeq names its product MOB kinase activator 1B. The record is from RefSeq and is a predicted model, not a curated record. Lineage: Eukaryota; Metazoa; Chordata; Actinopteri; Cichliformes; Cichlidae.